UAUAGAUCAAUACACUUCUGGUUCAGGUAGCAAUACUAAUGGAAUCCAAUGGUGUAGACCAUGCUUCCAAAUUGCUUGAAUCUCAAAGCCAUGUAUGGAACCACAUUUUCAGCUUCAUAAAUUCCAUGUCCCUCAAAUGUGCAAUUGACUUGGGAAUUCCAGACGCCAUACACAACCAUGGCCAACCCAUGCCACUCUCAAAACUCAUUUCUUCUCUACAAAUCCAUCCCAACAAAACACAAUCCAUCCACCGCUUGAUGCGAAUUUUGACUCAUUCUGGCUUUUUCUCUAAACAAAUCUCUUCCAAAGGCGAUCCAGAAUCGAGUUAUUCCUUAACCGAUGCAUCUAAGUUGUUGCUCAAAGACAAUCCUAUGAGUCUUUUUCCUUUCUUGUCUGCCAUGCUUGAUCCCAUUUUAACAAAACCGUGGUACGAUUUACCGGCAUGGUUCAAAAACGAUAGUCCCACAUCGUUUUACAUGAGGCAUGGGAUGGCACUUUGGGAAUAUGCUGGUAUUGAGCCAAGACUCAAUAAGUUCUUCAAUGAUGCCAUGGAAACCGAUACUCCAUUUGUUUCAAGUAUUUUGUUUGACAAGUGUAAGGAUGUGUUUGAAGGGUUGGAUUCUUUGGUUGAUGUUGGUGGAGGCACAGGAACUAUGACUAAGGCUCUUGCUAAGGCGUUUCCACAAAUGGAGUGUGUUGUGUUUGAUCUUCCACAUGUUGUUCAUGGCUUGCAAGGAACUGGGAAUCUCAAAUAUGUUGGAGGAGAUAUGUUUGACUCAAUUCCUCCUUCAGAUGCCAUUUUCUUGAAGUUUAUAUUGCAUGACUGGAAUGAUGAGAAAUGUAUCAAAAUACUAAAGAACUGCAAAGAAGCAAUCACAAGAAGCAAAGGAAGAAAAGGAAAAGUUAUUGUCAUUGAUAUGGUAGUGGAUGAUGAAAAGAGUGAUGGAGAUAAUAAAUCAAUUGAAACCCAACUUUUCUUUGAUAUGUUGAUGAUGGUAGAAGUCAACGGAAAAGAGAGAAAUGAAAAAGAAUGGGCAAACUUAAUUUUCUCAGCUGGUUUUAGUAGCUACAAGAUAAACUUAUCAGCUUUGGGAUUAAGAUCUCUCAUUGAAAUCUUUCCAUAAAAAUGCAAGUAGCAAGAAGUGUUUCGUGAAAUAAUGGAGCAUCAUAUAUAAAGAUGCGUUUGAAUGUAUUGUUUGUUAAAUUUGUUUAUUUUUCUCUAUUCAUAAAAUAAAAAAUUCAUGUAUUUGCUGUGCUUUCUUAAAAGGAAAUAAGAAAA
Arachis stenosperma is the source of this 1279-nucleotide messenger RNA. Its product is annotated as probable O-methyltransferase 3. Gene Ontology annotation, molecular function: protein dimerization activity; O-methyltransferase activity; S-adenosylmethionine-dependent methyltransferase activity. The record is from RefSeq and is a predicted model, not a curated record. Gene Ontology annotation, biological process: methylation. Bases 39 to 1124 code for a protein of 361 amino acids. NCBI's taxonomy places the organism in Eukaryota, Viridiplantae, Streptophyta, Magnoliopsida, Fabales, Fabaceae. The transcript has 2 exons.